Molecule: messenger RNA, 927 nt
Organism: Tigriopus californicus
Lineage: Eukaryota; Metazoa; Arthropoda; Copepoda; Harpacticoida; Harpacticidae
Product: histone H2A
Exons: 1
Coding region: 101-475 (124 amino acids)
Cellular component (GO): nucleosome
Molecular function (GO): DNA binding; structural constituent of chromatin; protein heterodimerization activity
Source: RefSeq, a predicted model, not a curated record
AACCCCGCUUUUGACUACAAAUACUCUCAGAACCCUCUUCUACAGCAUCUUUGAGAUUCAUUGAGAUAUCUUUCGACGCAUCUCAAUUUACUAAGUAAUCAUGUCCGGACGAGGCAAAGGAGGCAAAGUUAAGGGCAAGGCCAAGAGCCGAUCCAACCGUGCUGGACUCCAGUUCCCUGUUGGGCGUAUCCAUCGUCUUCUCCGCAAGGGAAACUACGCCGAACGAGUGGGAGCCGGUGCCCCCGUGUACUUGGCCGCUGUCAUGGAGUACUUGGCGGCUGAGGUCCUCGAGUUGGCUGGCAACGCUGCCCGUGACAACAAGAAGACCCGUAUCAUUCCCCGUCACUUGCAACUGGCCAUACGUAACGACGAGGAAUUGAACAAGCUCCUGUCCGGUGUGACCAUCGCUCAAGGCGGUGUACUGCCCAACAUUCAAGCCGUCCUCCUCCCCAAGAAGACCGAGAAGAAGGCUUAAAUCUUCCCAUUGCAACAUCCUACCUCCAAAGGCCCUUUUCAGGGCCAAAAACACUUUUCAAAGAAUUGUAAUAGCAAUUGGGUAUCUCAAUUUCCAUUGAGCAUCAUGGUGAAACGUGUUAGGAUCUCCAAAGUUGAUGCAUGGUCAUUAGAGGCCUGGAUAAAAAGGGUGAUAUUGGCAAUUCUUAACGGUUAACAAUCAUAAUCCUUUCAAUAUAUUGAUAACAUCAAUUUUCAAUAUAAUGCAGCCAGGGGAAGAAACCUUAAGGUAAUGAUGAAUAUGUCAGAAUACCGUGAUACGAGUAUUAUGAACAAUAUUAAUGCUAUGAAAUUUAGGAACACGUUUACCUUGAAUGAAACACCAUCUUAGCUAGUGCUCUAUCGCGAAUCUUGCGCUUUUUCUCUUUCCUUAACCUUACAAUGAUAUAUCUCAUGCUAAUCCUGUUAAUUUAA